This is a messenger RNA of Radiomyces spectabilis, 973 nucleotides long. Its product is annotated as synaptobrevin domain-containing protein. The transcript has 8 exons. Bases 90 to 749 code for a protein of 219 amino acids. The record is from RefSeq and is a predicted model, not a curated record. Gene Ontology annotation, biological process: vesicle-mediated transport. NCBI's taxonomy places the organism in Eukaryota, Fungi, Mucoromycota, Mucoromycetes, Mucorales, Radiomycetaceae. Gene Ontology annotation, cellular component: membrane.
UCCCCCAAAAAAAAAUUCAAAACUUUUUUUCCUUUUCUUCUACUCACUUUCUUUUACUCAUUCUACAAAGCUUGACCUAAACGUUUGUCAUGUCGCUUAUUUAUGGUUUGGUAGCCCGUGGUUCUACCAUUCUGGCAGAACAUACCAACAGCACCGGAAACUUUGGCACAGUAACGCAAGCCAUUCUGGAAAAGAUUCCACCCAACAAUUCUAAGCUUACUUAUGUCUACGACAGAUACCUGUUUCACUAUAUUUGCGAGGACGGGCUGACGUACAUGUGUAUGGCUGACGAUCAGUUUGGCCGACGUAUUCCAUUCACCUUUUUACAAGAUUUGAAGGACCGAUUUCUUUCGACUUAUGGAAAAGAGAGAGCAUUGCAAUCGCCACCUUACGGUCUCAAUGAAUUUGCACGAGUCAUUGCCAAACAAAUGGAAUAUUUCUCUGCGCAUCCAAGCUCAGAUAGACUAAAGCAAGUGCAUGGUGAAAUCGAGCAAGUCAAAGAUGUGAUGGUGCACAAUAUUGAACGAGUAUUGGAGAGAGGCGAACGCAUCGAUUUGCUCGUGGAUAAAACCGAUAAUUUGAACCAACAAGCCUUUGCUUUCAAGAAGCGCAGCACGCAGUUAAAGCGAGCUAUGUGGUGGAAGAAUACCAAACUCAUGUGCUUGAUUGCGUUGGCUUGUUUUUUGAUUGCUUACUUUAUCGCCGCAUCUGUGUGUGGCUUCCCUGCUUUCGGAGCUUGUCGAGCUUAAAUGCAGCCUCAUCGGAAAAUGCCAAGUGUUUCUUUGCAGCUUUUGCUUUGUAGGUCCAUCUCAGUUCUCCGUUGCCUCUCCUUUUCUCUCCUAUGUAUUUACCCAACCUUUGCGCUCUUUCCAACCUUUCUAUCCCCUAUUCGAUGAUCAAAGCUUUACUCUCUAGUUCUGUUUUACGUGAUAAACAUUAUAUAUCGGAUGUGUGCCAUCCGUUGGUCUGUUUA